AUGGUGAGGGAAGACAGAUGACGUUUAGAAGGAGGAUCGCUUGUUCGGGAUUGGCCAAAGCAGUCACAAGCUGAUGUGAAGUUUAAAAAAAAAUUUAACGCGUCCCUGCAAUACUGAGCUGCUGUCUGUCGCGACUCCGUACCUUGAACUCUCAAAACAAAUAUGAGUGAGACACUGGUAGUGUGUGACGUGGAUGAAGAUCUUAAAGAGAAGUUGAGGAAGUUCCGUCUCCGCAAGGAAACGAACAAUGCAGCUAUCGUCAUGAAGAUCGAUAAAGAAAAACAGCUUGUGAUCCUGGAGGAAGAACACGAGGACAUUUCUCUUGACGACCUGAAAGACGAGCUCCCGGAGAGACAGCCCCGAUUUGUGGUGUACAGUUACAAAUACCAACAUGAUGACGGGCGCGUGUCCUAUCCACUUUGCUUCAUUUUCUCCAGCCCCGUGGGUUGCAAACCGGAGCAGCAGAUGAUGUACGCGGGCAGUAAAAACAAGCUGGUGACUACUACUGAAAUGACAAAGGUGUUCGAGAUCCGGAACACUGAGGACCUGACGGAGGAAUGGCUGCGGGAGAAACUCCGCUUUUUCCGCUGAAAAACCCCUCAAGGUUCACCAGUGCUGUUCUCUUUUUGAACCUUGACCUGAUUUAAAUAGUGUUUACUACUUCCUGUCUUGUUUUAGGCUCCUCCCUGGUUGAAAUGUUUGGAGGGGUUAUCGUGCUAUAUAUGCGAUUAUGGACGUCCAUUCCGUUUUAACUGAGAAGGCUGUUUCAUCGCUAUUGACGGAGAAGGACUUUCAAUCCAUUUGGACGUCCAUCGCCGUCAAUAGCAGCGAGUGAGUAAAAAAAAAAGCCCAACCACCUGGUCCAAUACUAUCCUUCUCCGUUUGGCGUCGCCGUGUUGCCAGGUGUGUUUCCGUCUAAACUGAACCCUCCCAUAGUGGACCAAACUCAUGUGCCUCGUUUUGAGAAGCGCUCCCGCGUAUUUCUAAAGUCUCUAAUUUACAUCAAUUUACAUUUAUCGUGAUUACUUUAGUUUCAGUUCAGGUGUAUUUUCGUCUUAUCUUCCUUGUCCUGGGUCGUUUCAGAAUUGGAGGACAUUUUGGCGUCAAAAUUCUGCAAAAUAAACCUUCACUUUUCUGAUUAACACUGGCCAACUAUUUUUUAUUUUCUUUUGCAUUAGUCUUUUUAACUGAUUCUAUACAAUUUUGGGUCGUGACUGAGUUCAUCAGUUUCUGAAUCAGUUUUAUUUCCUGUAUUCGUUAUCAGUUAUCAAAUCUGUAUUCGUUAGUUUUCGUGCAAUUGAAAUUUUUUAAAUUGUUAUACUCGUGGUAUUUUAUACAGAUUCCUCAUAUAUUUUCACCCAUUAGCAAUUAACUUUUCAGCCCUUUGCAUAGGUUGUAUACAUUUUUGUAAAUCGUUGUCAACAUUAGCUAGUCAUAGCUGACCGAUUUUCACAUAUUUAAGCACUUUGGCUGCCACGUAACAUUGUACUGUGUCUGCAGUCAUCUAAAACAUGGUACUAUCAUACCAUUCUAGUAAAACAGGUAUUAUUUUUCUACAUAUUGUUACUUUUAGGCUAUUUUUUAAGUGCCAGUUGUAUACCCACUUUGUUAAAAUGAUCGCUUUUCAAUAAAUUUUUGCAUUAUGCACAUACAAAAAAAUUACAUCUUUGUUUGCCGAAAACAACUAGUUUACAGAACAAAUGCCAGAUUUGGAUUCAGAAAUUUGCUUGACCCACUAUUUCAGAAAAAUAAUUGUCAGUUUUAGCGUAUCGUGUGAUCAUUGCUUUCUUCGCUGAUGAAAAGGUUAUGGUAGCAGGGUUGCUUCCAUGUUUUUGGGACACACACACACGAGUAAAAAUUCAUCAAAUAUUCAAAUAUAUUAUUCAUAUUCAUACAGAACAAGAGAAAAAUCAAUUAUAAUUGGUACUCCAGACAGAUUUGGAAUUUUAAAAAGUGUUUUCAAGUAUUUUUUUUUAGAUGGAAUAAUUCACUUAGAAAGUUAAUGCUAUAGUAUUUUCUAUGUGGAUUAAUAUUUGAAGGGUGGGACGUCAAAUGUCCUCUGAUUCUGUAAAGACUCUACGAGACUGGCUUUUUUUCUUAUUAUGUUAAAAAACAUCCUGCUAGAAAAUGUGAAAUGCCACUCGUGUUGAAGAUUAAUUUGAGGGCAUUCUAAUAUCAAGGAUAAAAGGUGCUUAGGGACGGAGUAGAUAAAGGUUUACAAGAGGGGUGUGAGGUAACAUUUAAGAUUGCAUGUUUUGCUUUUUUUUUGUUUUGUUUUUUUGGUCGGACUUAGUACACAGAUGUUUCUUGGUUAAAAAUGCCAUUUAUUUCUUGGUCGGUGCCGUAAACAAAAGUGCGGAAUGCGUGUAGUCUAUCACAAAGCAAGGCUAAAACCCGGUUUGUACGGGAUUAAUAUAAAUUAGAUGCGAUGGCGCAUUCGCACGGGAUAAAGAUUUGCAUCCUGCGCAGUCAUAACAAAGCACCAAAACUCCACAAGUCAUACUAAUCCUGCGCAAAUUGUGGAUCGUUCCGUAAUUCAACUCAAAAUUACAGUAAAUAUUGUCGUAAACGAGCGUGCCUUCCUGUGCUCUGCGACCACAAAUUCUUACCACGCGCAGUUUAUUGCACCCCAAACUGUCAAAUAUCAGGACCGUCUUAAACCGAGGAACCCCCUGUAAAUACUUGUAAGUGAACUUUACAGAUCUCAAUAUUUUCCCCCCAUUGUUCAUAGAUGUUUAUACCUCAUUAGCAUGCAAUUAUGCAUACAAGGUGAUUUUUUUAAUAUGGCCUCUUAAAUGUGAUAUACAUUUUGCAGGGUUACAUGGACCUCUUUUGAGCACCCAAUUGUUCAUCUCAAAACAUUCCAAACUGGACGGUUUACAAGCGGUGACGCUCUUGAACGCUGAGUCUGAUUGUGAUGGAUAACCGUGCGUUGCUGUUUUUUUAACUCUUGAUCGCUAGUCGUUUUUGAUGAAUGUCGUGCAGAAAGUGAAUUCUACAUGCGCUCAAAAGACAACAAUCUGGAAUGUUUCACUGGGAAAAUCUUAUUUUCUACAUGUUUAACAUGGUGGCGAGUCUGUCUGAAUGUUCUAAAAAUUGGUGUCAGGUCACAUAUUACGAGUUAAUUCAUCUCUGGUUUCCGUAUAUAGCAAAAACUAGAUGAGAUCCUACAAUGACCGGAGACACCAUUAUGCCAACAAACGAAUUCUUUAUUUUUUUAGGUGAUUAUUUUGCUCAUUUGAUGAAGCCUGUGUCUGAUCUUGUUUUUUUUGUGCCAGUUCAGUUGUGAUUGUCUUGGGGCUUUGCUCAUUCUUAUCGUCCUAUAAACAAAACACUUUCUGGUGGUGGUUCUCAUGCAAUUGGUUGUGCUUCUUGCCCAGUGAUAAUUCUGAAGAAUCUCAAUUGAUCAGUUAAUUUCAAGUAUGACACAGAAUGCAGUUUUCUUAUAAUUGUUAAGAGACCAAAAGUAAACCCAUGACAAAUAAAAUUUCCGGGUUGGGAUUAUAAAUGUUAUAAGAAAGCUGUUUUGUCAAAUGACAAUCAUUGGAACACAUUUUUUGGUGUCUGUCAUCUGCUUUUUUGAACACUGUAACAUUUAAAUAUAAUACUCAAAAAUCUGGCACAGGUUUUUAAACUGCUGUGAUUCAAUUAGUUUUUUGCCUGAUCAGUUGGCUGCCGUUGCAUUUAAUUAGAUAUAUUUCCUUACACUCCUUUUAGAGAAAAGCAUGAGUAAAAUUUGGGUUUUAGGUGAUAGUAGUAAUUGCUCCACUCCUUUGCCUUAUGGCUAUAAAGUGUUCUGUAGUAUUCUUUGUCUUGUUUUUUCUUUCCUAUCCAAUGGGUAAAAAAGUUGAAAAUGACCUUGAAACUUGAGAUACAGUACUGUAUUUGUAUUUUCCAUUCUGUACUUUAUUAUAAAAUUGUGUCUAUAGUCUCCUGUUGUCCAAAUAAAAGCAUAGGCUAUGUAAA
Corythoichthys intestinalis (scribbled pipefish) is the source of this 3966-nucleotide messenger RNA. RefSeq names its product glia maturation factor, beta (gene gmfb). Bases 163 to 591 code for a protein of 142 amino acids. Gene Ontology annotation, cellular component: actin cortical patch. The transcript has 6 exons. Gene Ontology annotation, biological process: negative regulation of Arp2/3 complex-mediated actin nucleation; actin filament debranching. NCBI's taxonomy places the organism in Eukaryota, Metazoa, Chordata, Actinopteri, Syngnathiformes, Syngnathidae. Gene Ontology annotation, molecular function: actin binding; Arp2/3 complex binding. The record is from RefSeq and is a predicted model, not a curated record.